Messenger RNA from Nipponia nippon (crested ibis), 2908 nucleotides. NCBI's taxonomy places the organism in Eukaryota, Metazoa, Chordata, Aves, Pelecaniformes, Threskiornithidae. The record is from RefSeq and is a predicted model, not a curated record.
AUGAUGGAAGGAUUGAAAAAACGUACAAGGAAGGCCUUUGGUAUACGCAAGAAAGAAAAGGAUACUGAUUCCACAGGGUCACCAGACAGGGACGGCAUCCCACCCAGCCCUCAUCCCAAUGAGCCACCUUGCAAUAGCAAACCCGAGAGUGUGCGUGAAGGAGGAAAAAAAAUUUUGAAGAAAACGAAUGGAGCCCCGAAUGGAUUUUAUGCGGAGAUCGACUGGGACAGAUAUAAUUCACCUGAGCUUGAUGAGGAGGGAUACAGCAUCCGACCUGAGGAACCAGGCUCUACCAAAGGAAAGCACUUCUACUCCUCGAGUGAAUCCGAAGAGGAAGAGGAGGCACACAAGAAGUUCAACAUUAAGAUCAAGCCUUUGCAGGCUAAAGACAUCCUGAAGAGCGCGGCGACAGUGGACGAGCUGAAGGCGUCGAUAGGCAACAUUGCACUUUCUCCAUCCCCUGUGAGGAAAAGUCCGCGGCGCAGCCCGGGGACGAUUAAAAGGAAUUUAUCCAGUGAGGAGAUUGCACGGCCCCGGCGUUCCACGCCGACGCUGGACUCCGCCAGCAAGAAAGCUGGGGAGGACUCCGCUGCGCUGGCCCCGCUCUUCGGGCCCCCGCUGGAGUCGGCAUUCGAGGAGCAGAAGCUGGAUGCUACUCUAGAUCAGCCUGAGAUAUGGGGUUCGGUCCAGCCUAUCAAUGCAAGUGUAGAGUCCCCAAAGCUACCGAGACCUUUUCCAACUGGAACGCCUCCACCGCUCCCACCGAAAAACAUCCCGGCCACGCCGCCGCGCACUGGCUCUCCUCUGACGGUGGGAAUAGGAGGGGACCAGACAGCAGCAGAGCUCAAAAGUGACAAACUUCCGUCCAUCAAUGACUUGGACAGCAUUUUUGGCCCCGUGCUAUCCCCCAAGUCUGCUGCUGUUAACACGGAAGAUAAGUGGGUCAAUUUUUCUGAUCAGUCCCCGGAAAACGUGACUCCGGAGUUGACGCCCCAGGAAAAAGCAGGGUCCCCACCAGCGGCAGUGGGCAGCCCGGCCGAUGCUCCAGCGGCUGAGCCCUCCCGCCCGAUCCCUUCGCCGCUCCACCUGGAAGAGGUUCACAAGAAGGUUUCUGAGCAGCCCCACCUUAAGGAUGAUAACUUGGAGCCGGCUGCCUCUCCCAAAGAUUUUGGGCUGGGACAAAGAGCAACCCCACCUCCCCCUCCACCACCCACCUACAGGACAGUGGUCUCCUCACCUGGACCGGGCACCAGCAGCGGCACGGGAAGCACCAGCGGUUCCUCGUCCCCGGCUCGCCCUGGCACACCGCUGGCCGCUUGCAGCACCCCUCCGCCACCGCCGCCCCGGCCCCCCUCCCGGCCCAAGCUGCCCCCUGGCAAGCCCGCCGUCGCCGACGUGUCCAGGCCUUUUAGCCCUCCUAUUCACUCAUCCAGCCCUCCUCCGAUAGCACCUUUAGCCCGUGCUGAAAGUACUUCUUCCAUAUCUUCCACCAAUUCCCUGAGUGCAGCCACCACUCCCACCGUUGAGAAUGAACAGCCUUCCCUCGUUUGGUUUGACAGAGGAAAGUUUUAUUUGACUUUCGAAGGCUCAUCCCGGGGACCCAGCCCCCUCACCAUGGGGGCACAGGACACCCUGCCCGUCGCCGCCGCCUUCACGGAAACAGUCAACGCAUACUUCAAAGGGGCCGACCCGAACAAGUGUAUUGUGAAGAUCACGGGGGAGAUGGUGCUGUCGUUUCCAGCGGGCAUCACCCGACAUUUUGCCAACAACCCCGCUCCAGCAGUGCUCACCUUCCGUGUGCUGAACUACAACAGGCUGGAGCACGUCCUGCCAAACCCCCAGCUCCUCUGCUGUGACAACACGCAGAGUGACGCCAGCACGAAAGAGUUCUGGGUCAACAUGCCAAAUCUGAUGACUCACCUAAAGAAGGUAUCGGAACAGAAACCGCAAGCCACCUAUUACAAUGUGGAUAUGCUCAAAUACCAGGUAUCUGCCCAGGGUAUUCAGUCUACUCCAUUAAACCUUGCAGUGAGCUGGCGGUGUGACCCUGCAAGCACUGACCUGCGCAUUGACUACAAAUACAAUACAGAGGCAAUGACCACACCGGUAGCUCUAAACAAUGUCCAGUUCCUCAUCCCCGUCGACGGAGGAGUAACCAAACUUCAAGCUGUGCUUCCUCCUGCUGUCUGGAAUGCUGAACAGCAAAGGAUAUUGUGGAAGAUCCCUGAUAUCUCUCAGAAGUCAGAAAAUGGAGGUGUGGGGUCUCUACUGGCCCGAUUCCAGCUCUCGGAGGGGCCAAGCACCCCAGCCCCCCUGGCCGUGCAGUUCACCAGUGAGGGGAGCACACUGUCCAGCUGCGACAUCGAGCUUGUCGGCGCCGGCUACCGCUUCUCCCUCAUCAAGAAGAGGUUUGCAGCAGGUAAAUACUUGGCCGAUAACUGAUGGAAGCUUAUGCAAGUCUAUGGAAAAUAAUAUGGAAAAUACCCAAGGACUGCUGGGCGUGGAACGGGUUUUAAUUACAGUUUAAGGAAAAUGAACUAAAUCCUGCACUUGGGACAUUUCUGUUGGAAGUGUCAACAACUUUCAGCAUUUUUUCCUUGGAAAACACCGUCUUGACCAGUCCUACAGUAUUUACUUCUAGAUGUAACAUUGUUAAUGGUUUUAAAAUGUAAUUAUUGUAUUUGUAAAUUGUACUCAUUCCAGUAAGGCUGUAUUUUGGCAGUUAGACACUUGAGUUUUAGCAUUUUACCAUUCAUGAAAUGGAUGUAAUUUAAACUGUGGUAUAUAAAUUUAAUAGUAGUACUGUCGAAUGGCACAAUGCUUACAGAGGUAGAUUACAUUUUGUCAAUAUAUACGAUUUAAAUACAAUACUGAUAGCUGUUAUGAAGGGGGUGCCUCAUAAAGAGAG